This is a messenger RNA of Ostrinia furnacalis (Asian corn borer), 435 nucleotides long. RefSeq names its product extensin-like. Gene Ontology annotation, biological process: cytoplasmic stress granule assembly. The annotation marks the transcript as partial. Gene Ontology annotation, molecular function: mRNA binding. Gene Ontology annotation, cellular component: cytoplasmic stress granule. The transcript is spliced from 3 exons. NCBI's taxonomy places the organism in Eukaryota, Metazoa, Arthropoda, Insecta, Lepidoptera, Crambidae. The record is from RefSeq and is a predicted model, not a curated record.
CCCCCGCCAGCCCCAAAGCCAGAAGAGCCGCUGCCGCCGCCGGAGCGCUCGCCGGAAUCCACGUCGCCGCCCGCCUCCACGUCUCCCGGCGCCGCCGCCGCCACGCUCAAGAAGUCCACCCUCAACCCCAACGCCAAGGAGUUCAACCCCGCCGCCAAGACAUUCACCCCGCGGAGCCCUUCCACGCCCAACCCCAGCCGGCCACACACCCCCGGCACGCCAAUCGGCGGCGUGGGCGUGGGCGGUGUGGGAGUGGGUGUGGGCGUGGGCUUAGGAGGCAUGGGCGUAGUGGGCACGGGCGUCAGUUAUAUGCCCGCGCCGCACCCUCCGCCACAGCAUAUGGUGGCGGCCGUGCCGGCGGUGCCGGCGUACGCGAUGGUGGCGGCAGCGGCGGCACAGCAACCGCCCGCCUAUAUCCCGCACCCGCAUCCUGCC